AUGACGGGAAGCGCAGUGGAAUUCAAGAGGAUAGAUUCUGAAACUCCCGAUCCAGAGCAGCGAAAUGCGAGUCAACGUGAAGGAGAAACUGAAAGAGAAAUGAGUUUCCAACCAGCAGCAUCACCCAGCAAUGACCGAGUAGAGUCCGGCCAAUCAGAAGCCAGCGCGGAUCGGUGGUUGUCUAAUCGCAGCCGUUUAUUUGGGCCUUCGGUGAUCGUGGAGGUGUCUCGGCUGGCGAAGAAGAGAGGAGCCAUCAACCUGGGAGAAGGGUUUCCCGACUAUGCUGCUCCUCCAGCUCUCAAGGAAGCAGGGAUGGCCGCUGUUGCAGCUGAUGUGAACCAAUAUGACUACAACACAUCUCUGGCAGAACUCGUGGCACGCACUUUCUCAGAAGCUUCCGGAGUUCCAGUGAACCCAGACUCAGAGGUGGUUCUCAGCUCCGGCCAGACCUGCGCCUUUGCCUCGGCAUGCCUGGCAGUGUUCCAGCCUGGCGAUGACGUCAUCCUGUUCGACCCUGCCUUUGAGGCAUAUCACGGAGCAAUUCUGAUCGCUGGUGCUAACCCGGUAUACGUGCCUCUCUCUCCUCCCCACUGGUCCAUCGACUUCAAUGCUCUUUUAGCGGCCCUCACUUCACGCACCAAAGGCAUAAUUCUCAACAGUCCAUGCAACCCCACUGGCCGUGUGUUCUCACACAAGGAAUUGACUCAACUCGCCCAGUUCUGCUGCCAUCACGACCUGCUGGCAAUUACAGAUGAGGUGUACAGCGCAUUCACCUAUGGCAGCAGUGCCACGCGCCACGUGUCGCUCGCUCAUUGGCCGGGCAUGAAGCAGCGCUGCAUCGUCACCUCGUCUGUGUCCAAAACGUUCCACGUCACUGGUUGGCGGGUGGGAUGGGCCAUUGCCCCACCGCCCAUUGCAGCAGCCAUCAGCACCAUCAGCGCCAAGCUCAUCGACACUCCUCCGGCCCCCUUCCAGGAAGCGUCCCGUGCGGCUCUGUCCCUACCGUCAUCCUACUACACUCAAUUAAGAGAGGACUACAUGCACAAGCGUGACACAGCAGUGGCCAUGCUGCUGGAAGCGGGCCUGGAGGUGCCUCUUGUGCCGGAGGGGUCCGUCUUUGUGUUCGCCCGCAUUCCCGAGAGUUGGGGUGUUGAUGAUCUUCAGUUCUGCAGGCGAGUGAUAGAGGAAUGCGGAGUGGCCUUCGUCCCAGGUCGAAUAUUCUUCCACCCCACCCACUCCACCUCACCAGAAAACCCACCUGGAAAAGUUCCUGACCAACAACCUGAGCACCCACAUGACAAUCCGACCCAGCACCAAUCUGACCAGCCACAUGGCAUCCUAUCAGCCGUAGGAUCUAUCGAUUAUUUUUCCUGUCUACUCGCCGAUCUGACUCGGUCUUCGGCGACGAACAUGGCUCGCGUCGGCCUUUACCAUGCUGCAUUGGCCUUUCUGGCCGCGUCGGUGCUUCUCCCUUGCUCCACCGCGGCGAUUCUCAAGGCGUGGGGCGGCGCGCAGCCUCUCGAGCCGAUGGCCAACGCGCUGAUCGGCGAAUGGAACAAGAAAGUCAAACCCGCACUAAGAUUCGGCAAAUAUGAUCCCUCCAGCUCCAGCAAUGGCGUUGCGGGAUUCUACAACGGAACCUACUUAAUCGGCGCCGCCUCUGAGCCAAUCAGCGCCGACAAGGAGAUCGCCACCAUCCCCAAGAUCACCUACCAGAUUUUCUCCGGAGCAAUCACUUCCUGGGGAAAUGUUCCCGCCGCGGCCGCCGCUAAGCUCACGGGCCCGAUCACGCGCGUCGCGCGGAGCACCAAGGUCGCCACGACCGCGAUCGUGCAGCAGAUGUGGUUGAAGGCAGGCGCGGGUUACCCCGCCGGCAGCGACACCACCGGCAAGCCCUUCACGUAUGCUGGCCUCACGUUUGCCGCGACGAACGGCGAUAUGUGCACCAAGAUCGCCGCGACGCCCGGCAGCAUCGGGUAUUCGCACACCGGCGGAUGCAAGAACAAACCCGGCGUGGCGGAAGUGGCUCUAAAGAACAAGAAGAACGCGGCCGUCUUGUCUCUGAACUGGAACCCCAUUGUCGCCCUUCCCGCAAAGGUUCCUGCUCCGGACAAAUCCUGGGACUCCGUCGAUCUGAUCUGGACUGCGAACGCCAAGGCUCCUCCCAUGGUCUCCAUGCAAUAUUCUUUCAUCAAGAAAAACCUCAAGACCCCUAAGGUCCCCAACGGUGCAGUUGCAAAGGCGUUUCUGCUGUUCAUAAUUCCCAAGACGGUUUGUGCUGUUUUUGGUUCAGAGUAG
This is a messenger RNA of Closterium sp. Yama58-4, 2298 nucleotides long. NCBI's taxonomy places the organism in Eukaryota, Viridiplantae, Streptophyta, Zygnematophyceae, Desmidiales, Closteriaceae. The record is from the annotation of a GenBank genome assembly.